Aspergillus bombycis is the source of this 1722-nucleotide messenger RNA. RefSeq lists its product as uncharacterized. The transcript is spliced from 2 exons. The record is from RefSeq and is a predicted model, not a curated record. The coding region runs from base 1 to 1722 and encodes 573 amino acids. NCBI's taxonomy places the organism in Eukaryota, Fungi, Ascomycota, Eurotiomycetes, Eurotiales, Aspergillaceae.
AUGGAUUUAUCGAAAUUGGCCCGUCCGGCCAUCCUGUGCCAGUGUUUGCGCUGUUCGAGCUCCCUGGCCGCUCUGGAGAAUGAAUGGGCCAAGCUUUCCAACUCUUAUUCCGUCGCAGCAGGAUGGCUGAGCGUCGAACUUCACCGCAUCUCAAUCUCACCAGAAAAGAAACAAAUACCGCAAUCAUCAGACCUGAGUAUACUCCGUGGACGUAUCCUGCAAGAGAUCGCCUGCAAGCUCUGCCAGCAGAAAUUAGGCGUGUUGUGUUCGCUAGAUAAUGGUCCUAAUGUCUUCUGGAAGCUAUCAAAGGUCUCGUUCCGGGAAAUCGUAACCAUGCGCACGGUAGAACCUUCUUUUAAAGAUGGAUUACUCGAGCGCCUGAUCAACCCGCCUCAGAAAGAAUCGACCCGGCGAGACAGGACAUCCAUCCAGCCCGGAGCCUUGGUCCCGGUCGGUUCAUCCGAGAUGGACCAUUACACCGCAUCCGUGGAGCAACAGAUCCAGCACCAUGGACUGAGCCUCGACCAUAUCUCAAGUUCCGUGAGCAACCUGCACGACACCAUGUCCGAGCUGAAAGGUGCAUUCACAGCGCUCCGUAUCGAACUGAACGGCCCCGGUCGGUUCUCCGAUCUAGGAAACACCGUGAACAGCGACUUCAACAUGAUCACCACAGUCCUGAAGGAGCUAAAAUCCAAGUCAGAAGAGAUCGAAAAGCUAAAACUAGAAAUCGAGGCAUUGAAACUCAAAAACCGCUACAUGGAAGAAGAGAACGCAAGACAGCAGCAGCUACCCUCGACCCUAGCGGUACCCAACCCGCUCCCAGAAGUCCGCAGCCCGGGAUUGCUCCAAGCAGGCAGGAAGCGGCCAUGGCCGGACUCCUGGCCUAGUGGCCGCACACAACCGAUCGCCGACUCAUUCGACGAUGGCGAUGAGGAAGAUAGCAUCAACUUCUCCCUGGAAGACCCACAUAUGCCCCCGGUCAAGAUCCCGUUAAAGGGUCCCGAGGCCGACGCAAUGAUGGACACGCCAAACGAGCCAACAGCGCUAGGAUCUCCGAUCUUCCGAAUCGAAGUCAAUCAAUCAAGACACCAAAGUCCGCAAUGGGGUACCCCCGAAGUCCACGCCAGCGUAGAGCAACAGACCAUGUCCAAACGCCCCCGUAUGUCUCAGGCUCCCGAGAAGCCACCAUCCAGCAUGGUGCCGGACAAAAGAAGGCCAGGGCGGCCACGAAAAUCCGUAAGCCAAGUCACGAAGCCAGAUUUUCCCCAGACUCAGACACCGAGGCCAACACCAUUAAGUGAGCAAAACCCCAACCUCAGUAGCAAUGGUCAGAAGGAGGAUGCACCCUCCAGCACGAGUCCCAGCCAACGCCAAACUGGAACCGAAACCCGUCCAGGUCGUCCCCGAAGCAUCCGCAGCCGGUCGCGACCACCACCCCGACGUUCAACAGGGCUUAAUAAUAGUUUCUCUGAGCAGGACCAGACACAGACACCGGAGGGUAGUCAACAGGAAACCCCGCGUGGUGCAGAAUAUCCAGUAUCCUUUGAUCCAGAGACAGGCUCAGGGAAGGAAAACCCGCCCGGCAAGACAAAUGGUGCUUAUACUGAUGAUGGGAAUACGCGUGAAGCGCAAGAAAGACGAAAGGCACAGGUUGCCGCGCGCGAUACGAUGGCACGCUUAGCCAUGCAGCGCGAAGAGGCCAUGGAAACGGAGGCUCGCUGA